AUGCCUGGCACCCAGUAUGCCCAGAGCCCAGUAUGCCCAGCACCCAGUAUGCCCAGCACCCAGUAUGCAGCAGAGCCCAGUAUGCCCAGCACCCAUUAUGCAGCAGAGCCCAGUAUGCCCAGUACCCAGUAUGCCCAGAGCCCAGUAUGCCCGGCACCCAGUAUGCCCAGAGCCCAGUAUGCCCAGCACCCAGUAUGCCCAGAGCCCAGUAUGCCCAGCACCCAGUAUGCCCAGAGCCCAGUAUGCCCAGCACCCAGUAUGCCCGGCACCCAGUAUGCCCAGAGCCCAGUAUGCCCGGCACCCAGUAUGCCCAGAGCCCAGUAUGCCCAGCACCCAGUAUGCCCAGAGCCCAGUAUGCCCAGCACCCAGUAUGCCCGGCACCCAGUACGCCCAGAGCCCAGUAUGCCUGGCACCCAGUAUGCCCAGAGCCCAGUAUGCCCAGCACCCAGUAUGCCCAGAGCCCAGUAUGCCUGGCACCCAGUAUGCCCAGCACCCAGUAUGCCCAGAGCCCAGUAUGCCCAGCACCCAGUAUGCAGCAGAGCCCAGUAUGCCCAGCACCCAGUAUGCCCAGCACCCAUUAUGCAGCAGAGUCCAGUAUGCCCAGCACCCAGUAUGCCGAGAGCCCAGUAUGCCCAGCACCCAGUAUGCCCAGAGCCCAGUAUGCCCGGCACCCAUUAUGCAGCAGAGCCCAGUAUGCCCAGUACCCAGUAUGCCCGGCACCCAGUAUGCCCAGAGCCCAGUAUGCCUGGCACCCAGUAUGCCCAGAGCCCAGUAUGCCUGGCACCCAGUAUGCCCAGAGCCCAGUAUGCCUGGCACCCAGUAUGCCCAGAGCCCAGUAUGCCCAGAGCCCAGUAUGCCCAGCACCCAGUAUGCCCAGAGCCCAGUAUGCCCGGCACCCAGUAUGCCCAGAGCCCAGUAUGCCCAGAGCCCAGUAUGCCCAGCACCCAGUAUGCCGAGAGCCCAGUAUGCCCAGCACCCAGUAUGCCCAGAGCCCAGUAUGCCCGGCACCCAUUAUGCAGCAGAGCCCAGUAUGCCCAGUACCCAGUAUGCCCGGCACCCAGUAUGCCCAGAGCCCAGUAUGCCUGGCACCCAGUAUGCCCAGAGCCCAGUAUGCCCAGCACCCAGUAUGCCCAGAGCCCAGAGCCCAGUAUGCCUGGCACCCAGUAUGCCCAGAGCCCAGUAUGCCUGGCACCCAGUAUGCCCAGAGCCCAGUAUGCCCAGCACCCAGUAUGCCCAGAGCCCAGUAUGCCCAGAGCCCAGUAUGCCCAGAGCACAACCAACCUGCUCCUGCUGCUCAGCUCAGGCUAA
Xenopus tropicalis (tropical clawed frog) is the source of this 1308-nucleotide messenger RNA. RefSeq names its product protein PELPK1-like. Bases 1 to 1308 code for a protein of 435 amino acids. The transcript has a single exon. NCBI's taxonomy places the organism in Eukaryota, Metazoa, Chordata, Amphibia, Anura, Pipidae. The record is from RefSeq and is a predicted model, not a curated record.